CCGGUGCUUGGGCUUGUACGACAGUCAGGCGUUUGCUCCUGCAGUCCACGUUGCAUUCGCUUGUACAGUAAAAUCAGUGUUUCGCCAUGACUUCUCCGUUCCAGAGGCUGUUGCUGUGAACGGCCCCGCACGCGGGCGCAUGAUAUCGCGCUAACAACGCGCUUCUUUCUGCAUGACAACAUCGACUAUACGCACAGUCGCCGCCCACCAUACACAAACUCACGAGACGACCUUCAUUCGAACGCGUAUAACAUAGAUAUCAGAAUUUACGCGUCAACAUUCGCUCGCGACCAUGCCGCGACCAGCGCGCACCAAGAUUCAGUCGAAAGUCACCACGACCACACGCGUCACGAAACCGACCGCGCCCAAGAAAGCUGCGCCAGCAACCACGAAACCUACCACAAAGCAGACCAGAAAAGCGACCGCAGCAUUGCAGAGCUUUAGCGACGACAGCGAUGGACUAGUCACUAAUACAAGAGCUACUCGCGCGAAACGUGGUGCGCCGGCGCAAAGAUCGCCAGAUGUGGUCAACGACGUGGACUUAGAGAUGACUGGCGCGCUUCCUACAGCGUCCGGUUUCCCUGCAACUACAAUAAAGCCUCGCACGCCGGCAUCUAAAGCGACCGCUGGAGCUCGUGCAAUAAAAGGCAGUGCACGCCUGUCCGCAGCCAAGACGUCACCAGCAGUCGCUCAAACCCAGACACGUUCGCCCAGCGAUCUUACAAGCCAUGAAGCACAAGAGGAAGAAGACACCAGCGGUCUCGGGGAUUUCACAUUCUCGUCCCUGAACUCAGAGUCGCCAGCUCACGGUACACGUCCGCCAUCUGCUGUAAAAGUAGGAGCAACCCCUGCGCACGAAACAUCGAUUCUGGCCUUGGCCAACUUCAAGAGGCGAGCCAGACAACCUAGUCUCCUUCGCAUGGUUCAACAGACGACAGAUAUCGAAGACAACGAUGAGUCUGGCCUGAGCAACACAGACAACUUCGACUUUGACGAUUUUCUCCCUCCAGACGAAUCUACACCAGUCAACAAACAGAGAACAACGACUGAAAAGGAAGGGGCGAAUGACAGUGGCGCACAUCUGUCGAGCUCCGGAUCGCGUUGCAGAAAGCGCAAGGUGACUCCAGUCGUCCAAGUACCUCGUUCUUCUCCACCAUUCGACCCACCGUCCGGUGCAGACGUGGAAGAAUCACUGCGAUCUCCUUCUCCAAGCCUCCCAGACGUUCUGCCCUCGCGCGAAGAGGUUGUUGCACAGACGCAAGACGACUCUGAGAUACUCAGUCAGACACUCGCUCCGCCAAAGUCAAGUAGUCCUGUUCGUGAAGCCACGCCACCACAGAUUUCGCCUCAGCAGGCUCGAGCACGCCGAAGAGGAAGGGCUGGCAAGCAGACGAUGUACAACGAAGACUCCGCAGAAGAGACCGAGACAACAGCCAAGCAGAAGCGCAACGCAAAAGCAAGAGCUCAACCAGGCAUAUCCACAGCCCAGCUCAAGGGCCUUCUACCUCGUCGACGAAAUCGUGUCCGCGCACAGGACGAGUACGACCUGACCUCUUCAGAGGACGUAACACAAGUCGACUCUGACCAGGACGAGUUGUCGAUGCCAGCUCGACGGGCUCGGCAACGACCAGGUGCGGGCAAGCUCGCCUCGCCAAAGGCUUCCAAGAAGACGGCACGCGGCAAGAAGACUGCAACGUCCACGAAGGCAGCCAAGCCGGCCAGCAGAACCUACAGCCGUCGAAUCUCUUCGGAUAAGGAGAACGAUGCUGCAGCAGAGGAGGACGAGGAGACGAUAGAGCCUUCGGCUGUUGAGGUCUCGGAUAGGCUGGCUGCCAUUCGCAAGAGGUUCGAAGAGAUCGACGACUUUGAACUCGAGUUUGCAACCGUCGACACAGUGACAAGCUCCAGUCCGUACAGAUGAGACGAGGCUCAUGAUCCGAUAUUCAAACUUUUCGAUUCCUCACGAUUCAGGGCAGUACUUGGGGUUUUGGGUAUGAGCAAGCAUGGUGUUAUUCGCGGAGGCUGUCUCGCGCCUGUCGUGUGUCCAGAGAGGGCAAUAUGUACUUGAAACACAGGCUCCGAUGCUCUCACAGCUACACUGUCACCAAGUUCACCUCUCGUUCCUGAAGCUGUGAUGCAUUGCCCAACCAAGAAGGACCGACGGUGGCCGAAUGGUGCACUACGUCAGUCUAGUCUUAUCUGGCCUUAUCUUGUACCGUAUUGCGUGUACUUCGAAGCACGGCGACAUGCUCCAG
Didymella exigua CBS 183.55 is the source of this 2255-nucleotide messenger RNA. RefSeq lists its product as uncharacterized. Lineage: Eukaryota; Fungi; Ascomycota; Dothideomycetes; Pleosporales; Didymellaceae. The transcript has a single exon. The coding region runs from base 293 to 1921 and encodes 542 amino acids. The record is from RefSeq and is a predicted model, not a curated record.